This is a messenger RNA of Adineta steineri, 1386 nucleotides long. Lineage: Eukaryota; Metazoa; Rotifera; Eurotatoria; Adinetida; Adinetidae. The record is from the annotation of a GenBank genome assembly.
AUGAUGUUAUCUAACAUAUCACUAAGUCCAAGUCGAAAACGACAACGAGUAAUGAUUAUUACUGCUGAUGAUGAUAUUAUUGAUGAAAUUGAAAAAACUAAUAAUAUAUCAUUAAUAGAACAAAUUGUUCUUCCAUCUCAAGACAACAAUAAUAAUAAAAGAUCGAAUCAACAAAAUCCAGUCGAAUCAUUCUAUCCAAAGAAUAAAUCUAAAAGUGGUUCUUUGAUUUGUGUUGUUUGUGAAUCAUCAGCAUCUGGAUAUAAUUUUGGUGCAAUUGCUUGUGAAAGUUGUAAAGCUUUCUUUCGUCGUCAUGCGAGAAAAGAACCUACUGCUUUUCAUUGUAGUGACAAAAAUGAUUGUAAAAUAACAUCUGAAACACGUCGAAAUUGUUCAGCAUGUCGUUUAGCCAAAUGUUUUUCUAGUGGAAUGCAAUGUGAUCGACUUUCAUCGAUUGAACAAAAAGCAGAAAAACGUCGUCAAAUCGAAGAAAAUCGAAAAUUAGCAUCAAAUUUAAAAUCUAAAAUAAAUGAAGAAGAAAUUCAAUUUUCAUCAUUAACAUGUUCAGAUAAUUUAAUUCCAUCAAUAGAUACAAAUGUUCUUUUUACAGAUUUUACUUAUCUUUUACAAACUCAACCACAACAAGCAUUACUCACUUCAGACGAUUUACAACGUAUUGAAACUAUAUCUAAUUCUUAUCAUAAUCGUAUUGAAUUUGCGGCUCGUAGUGGUCUUCCAUGGGAUCCAUCAAUGCAUACAAAAACAUUUAUUGAAGUUCUUAAUAGUCAAUCAGUACCAGUUAUGAGACUUUUAUCAUAUUUUAAACAAAUACCUGAAUUUGAUCAAUUAAAUGUUGAUGACAAAGUAACUUUAAUAAAACAUAAUCUUAUAACAAUUCUUGGUAUCAAUACAGCACUUUCAUAUAAAACUGAUACGUGUGAAAUAAUCGAAAAUGAUUCUGAUGCUCCAUCAAAUACCCAAUACUAUUCAGUACUUCAUGGUUAUCAGAUUUGUAAACAAUUACACAAAAUCUUUCAUUCAUUUUUAGAAAUAGCUCAAUGUGAUAGAAAAAUAAUUGAAUUAAUUCUUAUUAUACUUAUUCUUACAAAAGGUUUUUCAAUAACGAAUUAUAAUGAUGAUGAACAAAUACUUAAUGAUAAUAUGUCUGUAUAUCGUGCACAUAAUUAUUAUACAGAAUUAUUAUGGAAAUAUAUUGAAACUAAUCAUGGAUAUAAAAAAGCUAUUGAUUUAUUUAGUCAACUUAUUCCUCAUGUUAUUUCAUGGCAAAAACUUCAUGAUGAUAUGAGAAAUAAUAUAUUAAAAACAUUAUCACCAGAUGAUACAAAACAAUUAUUACCAAUUAUGAAAUCAAUAUUACGUAUUUUAUAA